UAAUUUGCUUUGAUACCGUUUCUUCAAUUAUGUACGUUGUCUCUCUUUAGUGGUAAUCAGCUGAUCAUCUUGUUGGAUCUGUCUCUCUUUGAUUGCUAAAGGCAGUCAACUCUAUUCAUUUUCACCUCUCGUUUUAUUCUAGUAACUUGUAGCUGUUAUUCUCUAAAAAAAAAAAAAAAAGCAGCAAAUGGAGAUUGCAAAGUUAGUGGUGGGUCCCAUUGUAUCCAAAGUUUUCGAACGGUUGGUUAAUCCUGUUGUGCGUCAGAUCAAAUAUGUAUUCAACUACAGUGCCAACAUCCACAAUCUCGAAGAAGAAGUUCAAAAGCUCAGUGAUGCUAAACAAAGGGUUAAGCACACUGUGGAGGUGGCUGGGCGGAAUCCACUAGAACAAAUUGAACCUGAUGUUCAGAAGUGGUUGGCUAAGGUGGAUAGUGUCGCUGAAGAUGCAGAUAAAAUUCUUCUUCAACAUAAAGAUGGAGGAAAAAGGAGGUGCUUCAUGGGAUUGUGUCCAAAUUUGAUCAGGCGCCACCAGAUUAGUCGAAAAGCCAGUAAAGAAAUACCAAUCAUUGUUGGAGCCCGAGAAGGGGGAAAUUUUCCCAGAGUUUCCUACCGUGCUCCACCACAGGGCAUAGUGGCAGUCAAAGAGUGUGAAGCCUUUGAAUCAAGAACCUCUGUUGUAGAUGAAAUCUUGAAUACUUUAAAAGAUGCUGACUUCAAUCUCAUUGGAGUGUACGGAAUGGGAGGCGUGGGUAAAACCACACUUGUGAAACACAUUGCCACUCUGGUCAGGGAACUCGGAAUCUUCAAAUUGGUGGUUAUAGCAACUGUCACCCACAGUGUGGUUUUGACAAGUGUUCAGCAAGAAAUUGCAGAAUGGCUAGACUUCGAACUUGGUGCAGUCUCUAUUGCGGUACGAGCAGCUCGAUUGAGUGAGCGAAUAAAAAAGGAAGAGAAAAUUCUAAUAAUUCUUGAUGAUAUAUGGGCAGCAAUCAAACUAGAUGAGAUAGGAAUUCCUUAUGGCACUGAUCAUAAUGGAAGCAAGAUACUUAUGACGUCCAGAAAGCGAUCUGUAUUGUCGGAAAUGGGUGUACAGAGAGAUUUCAGGCUUGAAGUUUUAGAGCAUCAAGAGGCAUGGAAUCUAUUUGAGAAGAAGGUGGGAGACCUUAAAGAUUCCAACUUACAAUCUAUAGCUAUGGAAGUAGCAAAGAGAUGUGCAGGCUUGCCCAUUUUAAUUGUGACAGUAGCGACGGCAUUGAAAAACAAGCAGUUGUUUGAAUGGAAGGAUACAUUGGAAAGUCUUAAAAAAUUUGAUGGCAAGGGAUAUGAAGAGAUAAUUUACUCAGCCCUAGAGUUGAGUUACAACUAUUUGAGAAAUGAGGAGAAGUCUUUGUUCCUACUUUUAGGACAACUCCGACCUAUUGUGCUCAUCCAAGACUUGUUGAAAUAUGUAGUGGGGUUGGGCUUGUAUAAUGAACUCAUCACAGUAGAAGCAACAAGAAAUAGACUGCUUAAAGUAAUAAGUGAUCUAAAGCUGUCUUGUUUGUUACUUGAAGAUGAUGACCGUAAGCGAGUCAAAUUGCAUGAUGUGGUUCACAACUUUGCAGCCUCAUUUGCAUCCAACCAUCAUCAAGUGCUCACUGCAGCAAAUAAAAUUGAGUUGAAAAAAUGGCCGAACGAGGACUUCUUUGAGCAGUGCACAUCAAUCUCUUUGCCAUAUUGCAAAAUCCCUAAGCUCCCUGAAGUAUUUGAAUGCCCAAAGCUCAAAUCAUUUUUGUUGUUCAAUCAAGAUCCCUCACUUAAAAUCUCAGGGAAUUUAUUCAGUAAAAUGAAAGAACUCAAAGUCUUGGAUUUGACGGAAAUAAAUUUGUCACCACUGCCUUCGUCACUUCAAUCUCUUGAGAACCUCCAAACAUUAUGUUUGGAUUUCUGUGAUUUGGAGGACAUAGCUGCAAUUGGAGAGCUAAAACAGCUACAAGUUCUCAGCUUGAUGGGAUCUAAAAUUAUUCGAUUGCCGAAUGAAGUAAGAAAUUUGACUUGUUUGCGACUUUUGGAUUUGAGUAGAUGUCAAAGACUUAAAGUGAUUCCGCCAAAUGUCCUAUCAACACUAGCCCAAUUGGAGGAAUUAUACUUGGGGGGAAGCCUUGUGCAAUGGGAGGGUGAAGGGCAUGAUGAAGGAAGCAACAAAGCUAACUUGUCUGAAUUGAAGCUUUUGUCAAAAUUGUCCACUCUAGAUAUACAUAUCAUAGAUGCAAAUAUCAUGCCUAAAGAUAUAUUUUCUGAAAAAUUGGAAAGUUUUAGAGUAUUCAUUGGAGAUGGGUGGGAUUGGGCUAAUGAGUAUGAGACCUCAAGAUCAUUGAAACUCAAGCUGAAUAGAAGCGCCUUGUUGGAGAGAGUAAAAGUGUUGCUGAUGAAAACCGAAAGUCUAUAUUUGGACGACUUGAAGGGCGUGAGAAGUGUUCUCUAUGAAUUAGAUGAUCAAGGCUUUCCUGAGUUAAAGCAUCUUCAUGUUCAAAAUAGCCUUGAUAUUCAAUAUAUCAUAGACUGGAUGAAAAUGAACUAUUUCACUGCUUUUCCCAAGUUGGAGUCAUUAUUUCUUCACAAUCUGAAUAAUUUGGAGAAGAUUUACCGAGGGCCUUAUACAGUGGGAUCUUUUAGCGAUUUGAGAAAAUUAAGGGUAGAAAAUUGUAAUGCAUUGAGGAGUCUCUUCUCAUUUUCUAUGUUUAAUGUCCUUAAGAAGCUAGAAGAAGUAAAUGUGAAUAAUUGCGAAAUUAUACAAGUGAUAGUAGCUAAGGAAGGUGAAGAUGAUGAAGAAUGUGAGUUGACGCAACUACGAUCCUUAACGUUGGAAAAUCUACCCCAAAUUACAAGCUUUUGUUCCCAAGUGAAGGUGCAUUCUACAUCCCAACGAGCACAAAAUCAAGAAAUAGCUACUACGGCCUCCAAUGAAAUUGUAUGUGAAGCUGAUGCGGAAGUUCUGGUGGCACUUUUCAACGACAAGAUUCGAUUUCCUAAUUUGGCAGACAUGAAGUUGGUUGGAAUUAAUGUGGAAAUGAUAUGGCCUUGUCAACAUAAAGCAUUGUCUCCGAGUAUUGAAAAAUUAACAACAUUGAUUGUAGAUGGGUGUGGGAAUUUGAACUUUCUAUUCACAUCUUCUAUUGUUGGAAGUCUUGCACAGCUUAAAGUGCUUGAGAUAUGUGACUGCAAAUCUAUGGAAGAAGUAAUACUUGCAGCAGGAGAAGGAGAAACGAUGAGCAAAAUAUUAUUACCUAAAUUAGACUCUCUAAAGCUCAAAGGUCUUCCCAAGCUUGUAAGGUUCUGCAUAGCUAAGUUAAUUGAAUGUCCCUCCUUGAAAGUGUUGAAGAUGGAGAAUUGUCCUCGUUUGCAAGCAUUUGUCUCCACACAAGUGAACACAGCUCUCUUCGAUGAAAAGGUUUGGUUUCCUAAUUUGGAGGAAUUGCAUGUUGAGGACAUGCAUAUGUUGAAGAUGAUAUGGUGUGAUAAAGUCCUAGCAGAUUCCUUUGGUAGAUUAAAAGUGCUAAAGGUGCUAAAUGGAAAACAGCUACUGGAAAUCUUUCCGUCUAAAUUGUUGGAAAAGUUCUUGGUGAAUCUAGAAUCAUUAACUGUACGACAUUGUGAUUCAGUGAAAGAGGUGUUUGAUCUCCAAGCAAUAAUAAAAGAAAGAGAAGUACAUGUUGUAAGGCACAGUCAAUUGAGAACUUUGGAAAUUCGGAAUCUUCCCAACUUAAUUCAAAUAUGGAAUAGGGAUCCUCAUGGCAUUCUCUCCUUUCAUAACCUACGUGCAUUGAAUGCUUGGGAUUGUCCAAAUUUGAAAAAAUUCUUCCCAUUUUCAGUAGCUCAAUGUCUACCGCAUCUUGAAUUGCUAAGCAUAAUUGGUUGUGGAAUGGAGGAAAUCGUUACUAAGGAGGAAAGAGCAGAGGCACUUGCUAUUAUUCCCAAGUUUGCAUUUCGUGGGCUAAAGACCAUGAGCCUUUGGGUAUUAGAUCAGUUGAAGUAUUUUUACUCAGGAAAGCACACUCUAGAAUGUCCACAACUAAAAGAUUUAAAUGUGUUUUUGUGCACAAAACUGCAAACUUUCAAUUUUGAAUCUCAAGAAAUACAAGAAAUGCUCAAGGAUAAGGAAGAGGACGAACUGAAACUUCAAAUUCCACAACCACUUUUCUCAUUUAGAGAGAUUAUUGGCAAUUUGGAGGGAUUAACAAUAAAUGACCAGGACGCUGCAAUGAUACAACAAAGCCAAUUUCCAAUGGAUCUCUUUGUCAAACUAAAAUUUCUUGAGCUGCAAAGCUUUCGUUAUUCUUUCUUGAAUUUGCCACUUAAUCUUCUUCAGAAGUUUCCAAAUUUGGAAAAACUUGUUUUGAGAGGAUGUUAUUUCAAAGAAUUACUGCAACAUGGUCAUGGUCAUGAUCCAGUUCUAUCACAGAUCCGAUGCUUACAGCUGAUUUCGAUUCCUAAUAUUAGACAUAUAUGGAAUCAAGAUUCUCCAUUUUUUCAGAAUCUUGAAACUCUUCAAAUAUGGGAUUGCGAUGGUUUGACUAAUCUGGCACCAUCCUCUGCAACUUUCCAAAAUCUUAGGACUCUGAGUGUGAGGAGGUGUAAUGGAAUGUCAAGCUUAGUAUCUUCUUCUACUGCUGAAAGUAUGCACAAUCUCGCCACAAUGAUUAUAGAAGAAAGCGAUACAAUUGAAGAAAUUGUGUCAAGCGACAAAAAUAAUUUCCAAUCCCAAAAUGAGAUUAUUUUGUGGAAAUUAACAACUUUGAGACUUCACUGCUUAAAAAGCCUCGAAACUUUCUGUUCAUCCGCACGUUGCACAUUAAAAUUUCCAGCUUUAGAAGUUGUAGAUCUCUCACAGUGCCCUAAAAUGAAGGUUUUUUCUCAAGGAUCUAUAAGCACACCAAGGCUAAAGAGAGUAAAUUUGACACAAGAAAGAGAUAAGUGGCGUUGGGUUGGGGAUCUUAAUUCCACUAUAAAACAAUUGUAUGCAGAUAAGGUUGGAUUCAGUGGCCUACAACAUUUGAAACUCUCUGAAUUUUCUCAACUAAAAGAGGCAUGGAAAACCCAACUUCCAGUCAAUUUCUUUUACAAUUUAAGUUCCUUGGAAGUAGACGAGGUUGCAUUUUCCUCCAUUGUUGUUCCAUCCAAUCUACUGCCAAUUCUAAAUGAUUUGGAAAAGCUUGAGGUCAGAAAUUGUGAUUCAGUGGAACAAGUAUUUGGCCUAGAAUGGCCAAACUUUGAUGGACCAUUUGGGAAUUUGUUCAAGUUGAGUGAGUUAAAAUUGAUAAAUCUUCCAAUGUUGAGGCUUGUGUGGAUUGAGAUUCCCAAAGGAAUUUUAGAUCUCAGAAACCUUAAACUGCUCAAAAUCUACAAUUGUAGCAGUUUGAGAUAUAUAUUUACUCCUACCAUCUGCUGUGGCCUUGAGCAACUCCAAGUGCUUGAAGUGAAAAGUUGUGCUAUGGUUGAAGAAAUCAUCACAGAAGAAUCUAUGGAUGAGAUUAGAUUUCCUCAACUAAACUCCAUUAUUCUUGAAUCCUUGCCUAGAUUAAUCAAUUUCAGUUCUGGCAGUGGUACUGUGCAUUGUCCAUCUCUGAAAGAGAUUGCUGUAGUUGAUUGCCCAACCACAUUCACUUGUUCAUUCUUUAGGGAAGCAGAUGCAGCAAUUGAUAAAAUUGUUGAGCGAAAGGUAUUUUUUCCUAAUCUGAAGGACCUGAAACUGUCAUCAAUUGAUGUUGAGAUGAUGUGGCAUGCUCAACACUUGAAGUUGUCCUCUUAUACUGAGAAUUUAACAAGCUUGACUGUGGAUGGCUGUGGGAAUCUAAAAUAUCUAUUAUCAUCAUCAAGUAUUGUGCAUCUGAAGAGACUUGAGGUAUGCAAUUGUAAGAUGAUGGAGCAAGUGAUACUCAGGGAGGGAUUGGAUGAAGAAAUCAUGUCACUCCAUCACCUAGAGUCCCUGAAGCUCAAAGAUCUGCCAAAACUCACCCGAUUCUGCACAACUAAUUUAGUUGAAUGCUCUGCCUUAACAGAGAUUUGCGUACAAAACUGCCCUCAAAUGAGAACAUUUGUUUCGAAUUCUCCAACUUCAAAUAAUGAACUUGAAAUUAUAAACUCUGCUCUAUUUGAUGAAAAGGUUGCAUUCCCAAACUUGGAGAAAAUGAAGAUUCUUAACUGUGAAGAACUACUUAAAAUCUUUCCAUCCAUGUGGCUGAGACGCCUCCAGAAGCUUGAGGAUUUGAUCAUAGGCAAUUGUGAUUCACUGGAAGAGGUAUUUGAUCUACAAGAGAUAAUAAAAUUGAAAGAAACAGUGACCAUUCAGUUGAGAACUCUAGACAUAAGAAACCUCCCUAAUUUGAAGCAUGUAUGGAAUAAGGAUCCUAUGGGACUUGUCUUGUUUGAUAACCUAAGUUCAGUGGUGGUUUGGGAUUGUCCAAAUCUAAAAGCUAUUUUCCCAGCUACAAUAGCUAAAAAUCUGCUGCAGCUAGAGAGACUAGAUGUGCAAAGUUGUGGUGGGGUGGAGGAAAUUGUUGCUCAGGACCAAGGAACAGAAGCAAGUAUAGAGUUUCUUUUUCCUUGCUUAAAGUUCUUGAAGCUUCAGGAAUUAAAUGAACUCAAGUGCUUCUACUCAGGAAUACACACUUUGGAAUCUCCAUUACUGAAGCAUUUAACUGUGUAUCACUGUGAGAAAUUAAACAUCCUUUGCCCUGAAUCUGAGAACUUGCUAGAGACAGAGACGGAGAGCCAAGCUAUGAUUCAGGAUCCACAACCGCUUUUCUCGUUUAGAAAGGUUGUCUCCAACUUAAAGAAGUUAGCUCUAACAAGAAAGGAUGCGGCAAUGAUAUUGGAAGGCCAAUUUCCAGCUGAUCUCUUUCACAAACUCACAACCAUUGGGAUACAUUGCUUUCAUGAUGAAUCUGCAGUUUUUCCAUUUGAUCUCCUUGAAAGAUUUCAGCCUAUGGAAAUUCUUCUAGUGGGUUGUAGUCAAUUCAAGGAGCUGUUCCCAUGUGAUGGCUCUGUUGGUAGGAAAAAAUAUGUUGAGGUUCUUGGAUGGAUACGGUCGUUAUUGUUGGAUAACCUUCCUGAUUUGACGGAUAUAUGGAACCAAGACUCCCAACUAGACCAAGUUUUACAGUCUCUUGAACUUCUUAAUGUUCAGAGGUGUAAUAGUCUGGUUGCUUUAGCACCAUCCUCUACUUCUUUCCAAAAUCUAAUCACGUUGAAAGUGUUGAAAUGCAAUGGAUUACUUAGUCUAGUAACAUCUUCCACAGCAAAAAGUCUGGUGCGACUCACAACAAUGAGUAUAAAAGAAUGUGAUGGAUUGAAAGAGAUAGUUGCAAAUGAUGGAGAUGAAAUUGAAUUGAAAGAGGAUAUUAUCUUUAGCAAAUUGGAAAGUUUGGAACUUCAUUAUUUGUCGAACCUCGUUUGCUUUUGUUCAUCAGAACACAGCUUCAAAUUCCCCUCUUUGAAAAAUGUAACUGUGAAGCAAUGCCCCAAGCUGCAGGUUUUCUCAAAAGGAGUCUUAAACACAAGUAGCCUGCUGGGUGUACAAAAAGAUGACCAAUGGCAUUGGAAUGGCAAUCUCAAUGCUGCCAUACAACAAUUGUUUGCAGAAAUAGUAUAAGAAUGCUAGAGAAUAUUGAAUUAUCGGCGCAAAGGUGAUGCCAAGCACAAAAGUCAUAUCAAAGGUAGAUUGUGAAAGGGCUUAUUUAUUCAUAAUGGAAGCAUUUAUGCAAGAUAUUGCUUUUUUUUUUUUUUUUUGAGAUUUUAAAAUGGUAUAAGAAUCAUUUUGCCCUCAUAUUAUUACUAUUGCUAAAAGCAUUCUAUAUUUGUUUUUUCGGAAUUAUAACUUAAACAAACUCCACUAAUGCCAUGUCUUAGGUUAAUGUGAGAUUGGUACUAUUGCAAACAACCUAGCUAAAAUCAUGGAUUAUGGCUUCUGUCUACUAUUGGAUUCUUAUCGAACUAUGAUUAUUUCUGCUUUGGUCUCUGUUUUGUAUGUUCCUAUUGGUUUGUGUUUACUUUAUAUUCCUAUAACAUGUAUAUUGGGACGGUGUGAUACCGAGUGCUUAAUGAACGAUGUAUGUUAAGUUUUUUCCUGGUAAUUUUUAAUAUGCAUGAAUGCAGGAUUAGUUAUAUUUUGUG
This is a messenger RNA of Manihot esculenta (cassava), 8151 nucleotides long. RefSeq lists its product as uncharacterized. NCBI's taxonomy places the organism in Eukaryota, Viridiplantae, Streptophyta, Magnoliopsida, Malpighiales, Euphorbiaceae. Gene Ontology annotation, molecular function: ADP binding; ATP hydrolysis activity. The transcript has 10 exons. The record is from RefSeq and is a predicted model, not a curated record. The coding region runs from base 188 to 7630 and encodes 2480 amino acids.